AUGUGAGAUUGGUGGCCCUGCUUCAGCUUAAAUGUCAAACGUGAUUCUAACCCAUUAUGCGUCAAAACAAUUUUUGAAUUGGAUUCAAUAUUUUUCUACCAAAAACGAUGGCUGAGAAAGAUUUAGAACCCUCAGAGCUCGAUAAACUCCUCGAUAAGACAGAUUUAGAGUACAUGCUGGAAUUCGAGACCCAAAUAUUCCUAGACAUCCUUCACAAAGAUGGUUUAGUGGUUGCAGCCAAGGGUCUUAACCUUGAUUUAGUUCUUUUAAACCUUUUCAAGGUAUUCAGCGAUCCGGGUAACUUAGUUAUAGUCUUAAAUGCAACCGAAGCAGAAGAAAAAUUCUUCAUUAAUAAAAUCAACGAUGGUAACAUUCAUAGCACAACCUUUAACAUCAGCACCACUAAUAGAGAAGACGCGUAUUUAUCAGGAGGUAUUCACUUCAUCACAACUAGGAUUUUGGUUGUUGAUUUGCUUAAAAACCGAGUUCCCAUUGACAAAAUCACAGGUUUUGUUAUUUUACGUGCUCACAAAGUCCUCGAAAGUUGUCAAGAGGCUUUUGCGUUGCGUUUAUACCGCCAAAAGAAUAAAACAGGUUUCAUUAAGGCAUUUUCAAACAGUGUGCAAAGUUUUACAAUGGGUUUUGGCCACGUAGAACGGAUAAUGCGAACGUUAUUUGUCAAGGAAUUGUAUAUUUGGCCUAGAUUUCAUUCGAUGGUUAUUCAAAGUUUAAAACAAUACGAACCACAAGUGAUUGAGUUACAUGUCCCAAUUUCGGAAAAUAUGAGCAAAAUGCAAACUUACAUUUUGGAUUUAAUGAAUAUUACCGUUAAGGAAUUGAAAAGAAUUAAUAAAACAGUGGAACUGCAAGAAAUUACAGUUGAAAAUUGUUUGACCAAACAAUUUCAAAAAAAUCUCCAAAUUCAAUUGGACAAUAUUUGGAAUCAGUUAAGCGAAAAAAGUAAACAACUAGUGGCUGAUUUAAAGACGUUACGUCAUUUGAUAAUUACAAUGCAUUAUGCCGAUCCUGUAACAUUUUACUCGACUUUGUCAACCUAUAGGUCAAUGGAAUAUGCCCAAACGGCCACUUGGGUACUCACUGAACCUGCAGAAUUACUCUUUUCUCAAGCAGGUUCAUUGAUUUUUACAGGAGAUAGAGAACUUAAUCCGGAAUUUUGUCCAAAAUGGAAGUCUCUACUAGAACUCCUAAAAGUCGAAAUACCUCACGAGAUCGCAAAAUCGAAAAGUGGUGAAAAUAUAAUUUUGAUACUGUGUACAGACCACAAAACUUGUUAUCAGUUAAAUCAGUUAUUGUCACACGGACCUCACAAAUAUUUGUUCCUAAAUGCUCUUGAUAAGAAAGUCACCUUUAAAAAGAUCAAUGAUUCGUUUCAACAAUGUGGAAAAAUAGAUGAGGUCCCAGAACCGGCCAAAAAGCCCAAAUUAGACGAGAGUAAUAUCGAAGAUAAACCACAAGAGGAAGAAAUAAAAAGUAGUUACGUCUUAACCAUGUCCCAAACACCCAACGACGAAUCUCAAUACAUUUUCGAACAAUGUGACGAAUUGGAAAACCUGAACAUAACCCAAAUUUGUCAGUCCGUAACCGCCCCUACUGUCCUCAUCCAAACGUUCAAAGGCACUCCUGGCACCAUCAACCUCCAACGCACCCUCCACGAAAUCAACCCCUCUUUUAUUAUAAUGUACCACAGCAACAUUACGGCAAUCCGCGAAAUUGAAAUGUAUGAAGCCCACCGGAAACGCGAUGCGCCCCUUAAAGUCUAUUUUCUGAUCCACGGUGAAACGGUCGAAGAGCAAAGCUAUUUAACGUCGCUGCGACGCGAAAAAGAAGCCUUCGAGUAUUUGAUUGAGACGAAAUCGAAAAUGGUGGUACCCGAAGACCAAGACGGAAAAUCAGACCUCUGUCUUACCCUCCAACGCGAUCUUAUAUCCCCGAGUAAAAAUACAAGGCACGGGGGGCGACCCGAGGAAGUCUCCAGGAAGUAUGUUAUAGUCGACAUGAGGGAGUUUCGGAGCGAAUUGCCGGCUCUUAUUCACAAACGAGGGGUAGAUAUCGAGCCGGUUACUAUCGCAGUAGGGGAUUAUAUUUUAACACCGGAGAUUUGUGUCGAAAGAAAGAGCCUUUCGGAUCUUGUGGGGUCGCUAAAUAGCGGUAGGUUGUAUCAACAAUGCACUCAAAUGUUUAGAUAUUAUGCAAAACCCAUGCUUUUGAUCGAGUUUGAUCAAAAUAAGCCGUUCUCGUGGCAGAACCAGUAUAUGGUCUCAAGUGACACUAAUAGUUUCGAUAUUCAGAAAAAAUUGCUCUUGCUGUCGCUACAUUUUCCGAAAUUGAAAAUUAUUUGGAGCCCUAGUCCAUAUGCUACAGCUCAGUUGUUUGAGGAAUUGAAAGAUGGUAAAGAGGAGCCUAACGUGGAAUACGCGGCCGCAAUUGGAGGCAAACAAGACCUAGACCUUGUGGAGACCAAAUACAACAGUAAUAUUUACGAUUUUGUCCAAAAACUCCCAGGGAUCAAUUCAAAGAACAUCGAUGUGUUUCUACGCCAAGUGAAAAGUAUGGACAAUGCGAUUAAAAUGAGUAAAGACGAAUUGAAAGAAGUGUUGGGUAAUCCAAGUGAUGCACACGCCUUGUAUGGAGCCCUUCACAAUGACCAAAACCCCAAGGAACUGGAAACUAAGUCUAAAGGUCAAUGGGCGAAAAAACGUUUCGCUAAAAAGAAAUAAUACUUGUCACUGUAGAUAUUAUUUUUUUUAAAUAAAUUAAUAAGCAAGCUGUAAA
Tribolium madens (black flour beetle) is the source of this 2793-nucleotide messenger RNA. It is a transcript of the gene mei-9, whose product is annotated as DNA repair endonuclease XPF. The record is from RefSeq and is a predicted model, not a curated record. Gene Ontology annotation, biological process: resolution of meiotic recombination intermediates; double-strand break repair via homologous recombination; nucleotide-excision repair involved in interstrand cross-link repair. NCBI's taxonomy places the organism in Eukaryota, Metazoa, Arthropoda, Insecta, Coleoptera, Tenebrionidae. The coding region runs from base 108 to 2738 and encodes 876 amino acids. Gene Ontology annotation, molecular function: single-stranded DNA endonuclease activity; single-stranded DNA binding; damaged DNA binding. The transcript is spliced from 11 exons. Gene Ontology annotation, cellular component: nucleotide-excision repair factor 1 complex.